AUGUGGAUGUUGCCCUCCACGCCGCGUGCGGCGCGCGAGCAGCAGCAGCAGCAGCAACAGCAGCGGCAGCAGCAGGAGCAGGAGCAGAAGGAAGAGUUGGAGGACCUGCUUCAUCAGCAGGAGCUGCGCCAAGAAGAACGGCAACGACAACGCCAGCGACUGCAGCAGCUGUACCAGCAGCAACAGGAGCUGCAGCAGGGGCUACAGCACUCGGGAAUUGAAUCCCUUGAGAAGGAGCCCAGCCCAGUAGCUGGAGAAGAGAAGCCACAAGGCAGCAGCAGCAGCAGCAGCAGCGGCAGCAGCAGCAGCAGAUCGCUCUUGGGACGAUGCUUAGACGCAUCAGUUGCUGCCAUUGUGUCAGUGCAGCAGCAAAUGCUCUCUCUAUUCAGGUCACUUGGCUCUCUAGCAACAGAUUGCUCCACUAGCAGCUGCUGCAUGGACAGGAAAGCAGCAGCAGACAGGGAAGGCAGCAAGAGCAGCAGCAGCAGCAGCAGCAGCACUAAUGAUAACACGCAGCAGCAGGCCCCGACAGACCCCGAAGGCUGCUGCAGCACUACAGAGGAUGAGGCUCAACUGACAUCGAGUGCAGCUUCCACUCCUGCUGCAGCGGCAGCUGCUGCAGCAGCAGAUCCUAAAGCUGCAGCAGCAAUUAACGCAGCAGGAAAGCAGCAAAAAGACCUUCAGCAGCCGCUGCACCCACACAUUGAAGCAGAUGCCUACCAGCCAGGACCCUUCUAA
This is a messenger RNA of Eimeria necatrix, 738 nucleotides long. RefSeq lists its product as hypothetical. The record is from RefSeq and is a predicted model, not a curated record. NCBI's taxonomy places the organism in Eukaryota, Apicomplexa, Conoidasida, Eucoccidiorida, Eimeriidae. Bases 1 to 738 code for a protein of 245 amino acids. The transcript has a single exon.